CGGAUGAACACAUUUGUUUACAUUGUAGUGCGUCCUGCUCUGCGCGAGCGCGGUUUCAGUAGCGCGAGGCAGCGCGAGCUGCGUGUGAAGCUGUUCCUGCCGCUCCUGCGACUCAAAUCUCUCUUCGGGAAAGUUUUCCGUUAAACGAACUCAAUUCCGCAACAUGCAGGAAUCCAAGACAGAUCAAGCAGCCAACAGUACUCCAGCUGGCCAGGAUCGGGUGAGCUUGGGUGUGGAGCAAGUGACCAAUGAGAUACCAGUAAAAACGUCUACGCCCAGUACACACCUGAUACAACAGGCACUUCAAGUUGCUCAACAACAACAGCAACAGCAGAGUGGGGAGAAGUCCCAGAAGAGCGUGGAGAAGGAGCCAGGUACCCAGGUGCCUGUUUCGCUGACCAUGGUGCCCCAUCAGGUGAUCACGCCUCAGCAGAUGCAGCAGAUCCUUCAGCAGCAAGUCCUAAACCCACAACAGCUCCAGCUGCUGUUACAGCAACAACAGGCUCUGAUGUUGCAGCAGCAACAGCUCCAGGAGUUCUAUAAGAAGCAGCAGGACGACCUCCGACUUCAGCUCCUUCAGCAGCAGCACACCGGCAAACCCAGCAAAGAGCAGCAGAUGCUUGCCCAGCAGAUGGCUGUCCAGCAGCAGCUUCUUUCUCUUCAGCAGCAGCAUCUGCAGAGGCAAGGACUACUGACCCUCCCGGCCACACCGCUCACCUCACUGCCCCAGAGUCUGAUUCCUGCAGAGCUCCAGCAGUUGUGGAAAGAUGUGACCGAGGUUAGAUCAGAAGAAAACAGCAGUGGUGACAAAUCGCCCUCUUCUUCUAAAACGCCUGUCCUUAACCAGCACCCCAGUACCAAUGGACACCACACACCCCGGCCAAUCAGGAGAGAGAGUUCACAGGAGGCUCAGAGCAAUCACCCUCUCUAUAGCCACGGUGUGUGUAAGUGGCCUGGCUGUGAGGCUGUGUUAGGAGACUUCCAGUCGUUCCUCAAGCAUUUAAACAGUGAGCAUGCACUGGAUGAUAAGAGCACAGCUCAAUGCAGAGUUCAGAUGCAGGUUGUUCAACAGCUUGAACUGCAGCUAGCAAAAGACAAAGAACGUCUCCAGGCCAUGAUGGCCCACCUCCAUGUCAAAUCUACUGAGCCUAAACCAACUCCCCAGCCAGUGAAUUUGGUUUCCAACCUCACACUGGCUAAGGCCACUGCUCCCAAGCCUACUCCCUCCAUGAGCCUUUCACAAAGUGCCACGGCACCAUCAACACCUCUCACACCACUCCCUCAGACUCCCAGUGUCAUCAUCCCCAGCAGCAUGAAUGCCGUGGGGCCCGUCCGCAAGCGCUAUUCUGACAAAUGCAACCUGGCCAUGGACCAAGACAUUGUGCAGAAUAAGGAGUUCUACUUGAGCACUGAGGUCAGACCCCCGUUCACAUACGCAGCGUUGAUAAGGCAGGCGAUUUUCGAGUCCCCAGAAAAGCAGCUAACACUAAACGAAAUCUACAAUUGGUUCACUCGGACCUUUGCAUAUUUCAGACGCAAUGCAGCAACGUGGAAGAACGCAGUACGGCAUAACCUCAGUCUCCACAAGUGCUUUGUAAGAGUGGAGAAUGUGAAAGGAGCUGUUUGGACUGUGGAUGAACUGGAGUUUCAGAAGAGAAGACCUCAGAAGAUCACUGGAUCGCCCUCUCUGGUAAAAAACAUCCAGUCAAGUCUCGGCCAGAGUCCUGCUCUGUCUGCUCUGCAAGCAGUGAUGGCAGACAGCAGCUUGCCAUUGUACGGUUCUGCCUCUGUAGGAAGCUCCAGCCUCAAGGCUCUGGCCAGCAUAAUGCAUGAAGAAGUAAGUCAUGAGCAUGAUGAUGGAUCUCAAAGUGACUCCAGCCUUGAUCUGUCUCCUGUGUCUGCUCUACAACAUCCUGGAUUUAAAGUGCAGCAGAUGGAGAGGGAGUACUUGGAAAGCUCCAUGUCUCCAGAAAUGGAAGAUGACCACAGCCCCGAUAUCGAUCACGACAUGGAUUACCCCGAGGAGCACGAGCCACACUCCGCUCGUCCCACUGCUUUUUCUUGAAUCCGGGCCAUUCCACAGCCACUUAACCAGCUAAUCAGUGUACCAGCAGACUCUGAGAACGUCCACAUACUCCACUUGGGAACAAACUAUUUAUUCUUGGAGCUACCUGUCAUUGUUUUUAUAUGCAGGGGAACGACCUCGACGGUACUAAAGGGCUCCUCUGUGUCGAGCUCGUACACAUAACGUGUGGCCCAUAGACUAGCAGAGGAUGUUCAGGGCUAUUCAGCUGUUGCUUACGUGUCUUGAGUCUACAUUUAAAAAAAUAAAAUAAAUAAGCACUACACACUACCUAGAUGCAAAACCUAAUCACUGUAAUCAGGUGAUUUUUAUGUUAUGAUUAUCGCAGAUACUAUUUUUGACACUAGAAGCACCUAGGACCAGACUUUGUUGAGUUUUACUGUAGUAUGUGUAGGAACUCUGGGAACUUUGAUUCACCCUGCGUAUGAGUCGUCUCGCGUCUGCUAAACUGUUUUUAAUCACCACUGCCUCAAAAUGAUGCGGUUAGUCACCAUAUUGAGUCACAUUUGACUGAAAGUAUGUGCCUGCCCAUUAACGAUAGGUCUGCUCACUGAAAUUGUGAAUGUUUUUGAUUUUUGCUUUCUGUUUUUUUUUUUUUCUAGUAGAACCAAAACCAAAGGGGAACAUUUUAUAACCAGCACUUGAUGAUUGAUUUCUUUUUUUGUGGUAAUUAUUAGCAUUUUUAUUUUUUUCCACUUGUUUGUAUAGAAUGUUAAAAUAUGAAAUGACAGAAACAUCCCAACAGAAUGUUCUACUGGUGGAGUUACAGUGAUUUAAAGCUAAUAUUUCAGAAUUUGUGCUGAACAUCGUUUUUGUCGAGAUUUUCAGUAGAUGUUGUUCCCCUGCUAUAGAUAUCAGCAACAGUUACCAAAGAUUGUAAAUUGCUUUUUAUGAUAUGUACUUUGUUUACAUGGUCCCUUUUGAUAUACCCACAGCUGAAAUGUUUGCCUUACAGAUAAGUCAGGACUCAGUGGACUGUGCUGUGUCCUUAACGUUGCAUGGAAUGUGUAAUGUUUAAACCUGAUUGGACAUAAAGUAUGAGGAAAAAAAAGAAUCAAAAGUCUCAUCUUUUCUCAAACUUUAAGUGUGACAUUGUUAAAGCCUUACCAUAGCUGUCUGCUGCAUAGCAUUCACAGAGUUUAGGUCUCCUGGUAUAAAGCAGUGGUGAUUGUUGUGUCUUGUGGUCUCAGCGUUCAGUCUGGGUAUGGUAGUGAGAGACGAACAUUUGUUCCGUCUGUAGGUUUUCAGUCAUCCAGGUCAUUUUAAGUGUCUUGCAGUAGUAAGUCUAUACUGGUGGACUUUUUAUAACCUUGAGACUUCUUUUAGAUUAUGAUACACACUUGAAGUGCCUUCACUUACUUCACCUGAAAAUUUGUAAUAAAAAUGAAAAACCCAGCAUUUUCAGCCCUGGUUUACUUAUUC
Molecule: messenger RNA, 3505 nt
Organism: Clarias gariepinus (North African catfish)
Lineage: Eukaryota; Metazoa; Chordata; Actinopteri; Siluriformes; Clariidae
Gene: foxp1a
Product: forkhead box P1a
Exons: 17
Coding region: 164-2065 (633 amino acids)
Biological process (GO): regulation of transcription by RNA polymerase II
Cellular component (GO): nucleus
Molecular function (GO): RNA polymerase II cis-regulatory region sequence-specific DNA binding; DNA-binding transcription repressor activity, RNA polymerase II-specific
Source: RefSeq, a predicted model, not a curated record